UCGUCAGUGUACGACAGCUCGGAGACUACGAAACUCUCUCUCUCGCACGGGUACCGGUCGUCUUUUGUACCCGACAUACUUGGUCUUCGUACGUCGUGUUCACCGGCUGUCUUUUAUUCUCAACUUUUCAUUUAUCGUCCGAGUAUCAUCUCGAUUCGCAUACGAAACUCGUAAUCGCGUCGUUUAUAAGUGAGAAAACGUUAACACGCGCGAAUAUUCAGCAGCAUGUCGACGCAAGUGCAGGGCACCCUUCUCGACGUGCUAAAGAAGAAAAUGAAGCAGACCAAGGAGGAAAUGGAGAAGUAUAAGGACGAGUGCGAGGAGUAUCAGAAGCGGCUGCAGGUGGAAGUGAUCCGCCGCGAGGAAGCUGAGUCCGAAGUAGCCGCUCUGAAUCGCCGUAUCCAGUUGUUGGAGGAGGACCUCGAGAGAUCGGAGGAACGCCUGGCAACUGCCACUGCUAAAUUGGCAGAGGCGUCGCAGGCCGCGGAUGAGAGCGAACGGAUACGCAAGGCACUCGAAAACCGUACCAAUAUGGAAGAUGACCGGGUGUCCCUGUUGGAGCAACAGCUAGCACAGGCUAAACUGAUCGCCGAGGAGGCGGAUAAAAAAUACGAGGAGGUCGCCAGAAAACUAGUCAUGAUGGAGCAGGAUCUCGAGCGUGCCGAGGAGAAGGCGGAACUUUCGGAAGGGAAGAUCGUCGAGCUCGAGGAGGAACUGCGCGUGGUUGGCAACAACCUGAAGUCCCUCGAGGUCUCCGAGGAGAAGGCGACGCAAAGAGAGGAGACUUUCGUGGGCCAAGUGAAGAUAUUGGAUAGUCAAUUGAAAGAGGCUGAAGCCCGUGCCGAGUUCGCAGAAAGAUCCGUGCAGAAGUUGCAGAAGGAGGUCGACAGGCUCGAAGACGACCUUGCCGCCGAGAGAGAAAAAAACAAAUUGCUCCAGGAGGAGAUGGAGGCCACCCUGCAUGACAUCCAGAACAUGUAGAUCGUGUCUCGCGGCCGACAGAAACACGAGAGAAAACGAGAAAAGAUAUAACGAAAAACAGAGAUGUUGAAACAAAAGCAUACGCAGAGAUAGUAGGGUACGAUUCCUUCGGGGAUUAAAAGGAACAAACAGAGAGGGGAAAAAGCAAACUAAAUAAACAAACAAACGCAUAGAACACGGAUUCGAAAGGGGGUGAGGGACACGGAGGACAAACGUACGUCGAUUGUUAGGGGGUCGGGGUGGGGGGUGGAAAAUGGAAAACUAUCGUUGAAAACAUGAUAUACGCUGUGCGACGCGAGCGCUUUUGUGUGUGGUGCACACUAUUAACGUUUACCGAACGAGAAAAGAUACAAGAAAAUCCGCAAAAAAAAAAAACUCAUGCAGUCUCUAUUAGGCUAGACUCACGCAUCUCCCAUUGUAACGCCCAUCUCAGCAGGCGCCCCGGUUGCGCACUUCUUUUUCGUCUGUACGCCCGUGUACGCGUGUGUGUGAUUCGUGCAUGUGUGUGUUUGCUGCUGUUGCUGUCGCUACCGUUGCGUGUGUACGUGUGCGUGUGUUGCGCGCGCGAGAAAUCCAGGGAGACUAGACGACAUUUUUAGGUAGGGAAAAGAAGAAACGACGAUUCGAGUAUAAAGUGCAAAGUAUAAAGAGGAGGUAGGGUGUGCGGUUUGUCAAAGGGACACCAAGUUUUGCUUCCCUUUGCCUUACCGUUUCUUUUCCUUUCGAGUUUUUCUUCUGUCUACCCGACCGAGUUGAUUUCUCCAUUUUUUUUUUUCUUUCUUCUUUGUUUCCUUUCUUUUCUUUUUCUUUGUUCCCCCUUCCAUUAACGCUGUGUUUCGCCCCUGCUCGAAUUAGCGAGAUUAACAUCGCCGUGUUCGACCGAGUGCUUUUUAAUCGCCACUCCGAAGCAGUGUGAACAAACGACCAGCGUUACGGAGGAUGAUGAGAGGAGAUAGGAAACAGAGAGUAAAAGAGAGUCGAUCGAAGCGUGUACGUCGAGGAAGAAUUUUCAAUCGAGUCUGUCAAGUAUUUUCUACCGGUCUCGACCCGCGAUCGCGUGUCGUGGUCUCGGGCAAAAUUCGAUCCUCUGCGGUUCAUAUCCGGCCCAAUUCGAUUGCCAACCGAUCGCGUGUAGCGUUCGACAGACGUCGCGUGAUCUAUAUCGUCCUGCAUCUCGGAAUAACGUAUUUUCCUCGAAAUACCAAUCUUCCGUGUCGCUGUGAUUUUCUUUCCAAAUUCCUAGUGGUCAUGGUGGUUAUCUAGCGAUCAUAGUCUUACGGAAAAUGUAACUUUUGCGACAAUCCGUGUGAAAAAUUCUUACAGACGUAUUGGAACGUUGCUGUAAAGAAUGUUUGAUCGAUUCGAGCUAGGAAAACGAGGAAAUUUCUCCUCGACGUAGAAUCGCGUUGUGAGAUGGUCAACUGGGAAAGGGACGAGCAAGCAUCGCUCGUUGCUUUUCGUCGUUUACAUUCCAUAUUCCCCGGGGUUCAGCGUGAACAAGAAACGUUCCUGGCCUUCCAUGCUCGUUCGCUCACUGGUGAUAAUCUUAAACGCUUCUAAGAAACGCUCACUGCCAGCCAGGUGACCCCUUCGAGGAACAAAUCCAAGAUUAUACUCGUAUUCGUACAUGACCUAGCUGAGAAAAGGAUAAAGUUAACGUAAUUAAAACUUAGAGCUUAACGAGGUAAACGCGGUAAUGAAUAGGAUGAUAUAUCUAAUAGAGCGCAGUUUAAUAUAUAACGCAAUGUUUGUAUAUUUAUAAUCUAAUUCGUAUAUACGACACGAUGGUCCAAUUGAAAGAGGAGAUUCUCUAUAAAUAAAUACUUAAGGUAGAGCCCUAUAUAUAAAACCCUUGGCGAAUUCUUCGAAGAAUUUCUAUUUGUUCUAUUCGAGUUUAAUUGUUCGAGAAGAAUUGCCUUCUUCGAUUUCCCACCACGCGUUUUCGAGUACCGAUCAUGUAGCAAUGAGAAAUCGUCUAGGAAAGCGAGAUUCCAGUUAUAUAAAUCGGAUAAUCUCGGGAAUCUUCCUCGUGAGAAAGGGCGAACUUGCACUUUAAUUAACGCAGCAAUUGUUAGCGAGGAAAAUACGAGCAACACGAAAAUCGCGUGCGUUCUUCUCGUUCACGCUGAGCCGCUCGAUGUUUACCGAUCGUGCCUGGAUUCACCUGUUAUAUUAACGAUCGUUGCCUGGCCAAUCGCGAACUUCGAUUCACAAAAGCAAAACGGAAAGAGAAAGAAAGAAGAGGAAAGGAAAGAGACAUAGGGACGAGAGAAUUUCCAUUUCGCAUAACUUCACCUUGCAAUCGUUCAUCGCCGCUGUUAAUUAAUACCGUUGCUACAUACAUAUUAGGACCGCCUUGGUCUAAAGGCGAGUCGGUAACUCCGCGUGAAACUUUUCUUCUCUUUGUCAUCGCGAAAGAAAAAGACAGAAAGAUACUGCCUGAUCAUCUACGUAUUUAAUCCCUUUGGUGAUUCUCGUUAUAGUUUCUCCGUGAGUCUCGAAGUCUCCUCGAGUGUCUUGUCGAGAUGGGUUUAGAAAGUUCGAAUUUUUCGCGCGUAUUCCAGGAAUAUCCCGUGCAAUAGUCGUAGAUUUUAUACAGCUCGAUCGAGGUACCACGAUCGUCGUGGUACCAUUUCGUAGCGUUACUUGCAUUCACCGAGGUUCAUUGGGACGUUUCAAUUGCAACAGUGUCCGUUUCAGUUCCGAAAUCUCGAAAAGACACGCGAAGAGAGUAUAUUACGCGUCUUGCGACCGAAAACGUCACGUUUACUUCAUAGAGAGAGAAUGAGAGAGAGAGCGAGAGAGGUAAUGAGCGUGUGCGUG
Molecule: messenger RNA, 3804 nt
Organism: Eufriesea mexicana
Lineage: Eukaryota; Metazoa; Arthropoda; Insecta; Hymenoptera; Apidae
Gene: Tm1
Product: tropomyosin 1
Exons: 8
Coding region: 226-981 (251 amino acids)
Source: RefSeq, a predicted model, not a curated record